Molecule: messenger RNA, 414 nt
Organism: Microtus oregoni (creeping vole)
Lineage: Eukaryota; Metazoa; Chordata; Mammalia; Rodentia; Cricetidae
Product: ubiquitin-conjugating enzyme E2 N-like
Exons: 1
Coding region: 1-414 (137 amino acids)
Source: RefSeq, a predicted model, not a curated record
AUGGCCAGGCUGCCCCACAGGAUCAUCAAGGAAACCCAGUGUUUGCUGACAGAAUCAGUUCCUGGCAUUAAAGCAGAACCAGAUGAGAACAACACCCAUUAUUUUCCUACAGUCAUUCUUGGCCCCCAGAAUUCCCCCUUUGAAGGAGAGACUUUUAAAUUUGAACUAUUCCUUCCAGAAGAAUACCCACCUAAAUACGCACCUAAAGUACAUUUCAUGACCAAAAUGUGCCAUCCUAAUGUAGACAAGAUGGAAAGAAUAAGUUUAGAUAUUUUGAAAAAUAUGUGGUCCCCAGAAGUGCAGAUCCACACCAUUCUGCUUUCAACCCAGGCUUUGUUAAGUGCAUCUAAUCAUGAUGAUCUGUUAGUUAAUAAUGUAAUUGAGGAAGGAAGACCAAUGGAGCCCAAGCCAUAG